AUUACUACUUUGAGUCCUGGUUGCUGUGUGGAUCUAACGAUGUAAUGGGUGUGAAAGCACUUUACAAACUCUUAAGCCAUUUUUGUUGCUCUCCGCAGGAUGACCCGCUAUGGCGAUCCGAGAAGCCUGUGCCGUUCCCUGCUGGCCGCUCUUCAGCCUGCCAGUGGAACUCUCUAGGGAGCCGGAAUGGGGGCCAGGCCCAGGGCUGUGAUGUCACAGAGCUCAUGAAGUCGGCAGUCCUGUGGGAGAAAGGGGAAGACAACAGGGCUGGGAAGGGCAAGGAGGUGGUGGGAGCCUGCGGAGCACUGGGGAGCCACGAAGGCCAGAGGCAGCUGAUGGGCAGGCCCCUGACUUUCCUGGGCCCCCAGCUCUCCAGGGCAGCACUCCUGGCAGCCGUCCUGCUGCUGCUGUGGGUGAAGGGGGUAACGCCUCAGAAAGGGGGCCCAGGCUCUGAGGAGAGGAGUCAGGACAGGGGGAGGCCCCCUCCAGAGCCCCCAUAUUUUCCCUAUUCUCCGACUUCUUCCCCUUUUCCCUACAGCCUGGGGCAGGAGGAAGGUCAGGACCAGUCCCUUCAGUGCAGUCCUCUUUCCCCUGUUCCAGACCAGGAGCAAGAGCAGUUUGAAGAGCAGUUUGUGGCCUCCUCGGUGGGAGAGAUGUGGCAGGUGGUGGACAUGGCCCAGCAAGAGGACGACAAGACAUCAGAGACGGCGGCUGUCCACUACCAUUUAUUUGAUGUACUCUUCUACUUUAACCUGGCCAGCAUCAUGGUUUUUUUGUGAGGAACAUGGAAGCUGAGGGGGUAGCCUGGUU
Messenger RNA from Manis pentadactyla (Chinese pangolin), 810 nucleotides. RefSeq names its product LLLL and CFNLAS motif containing 1 (gene SOFU1). Gene Ontology annotation, biological process: fusion of sperm to egg plasma membrane involved in single fertilization. Lineage: Eukaryota; Metazoa; Chordata; Mammalia; Pholidota; Manidae. The record is from RefSeq and is a predicted model, not a curated record. Bases 45 to 779 code for a protein of 244 amino acids. The transcript has 2 exons.